AUGCAUUAUCAGGCUCUCCUCGUCGCAUACUUCUCCGCCACGGCGGCUGGCCUGCCUCUGUUCUCGAAGACGACCCGCCAAAGCAUUCCAGGCCUCGGCAGUGGUACCGGGACGGGUGGCUUCCCAGGUCUCCCGACCGGUAUUCCGGGCCUGGGUGGUGACGGUGGUAGCGGCAUCCCGUCCCUCCCAAGUGGCAUUCCAGGCAUCCCUGGCCUUGGUGGUGAUGGCACCGGCAGUGGCAUCCCAUCUCUCCCGAGCGGCGUCCCUGGCUUGGGCGGUGACGGGACUGGCUCCGGAUCAUUGCCCAUCCCCACUGGUCUCUUGGGAGGCCUCGGCGGAGGCUCAGGCACUCCUACCCUUCCCACAGGGCUCCCCAGCCUGGGAGGAGGCAGCACCGGCUCCGAGACGGGGGACACGAGCUCGACUGAUGCAGCCGCCGACACGAACCCCGCCGCCGCCGCCGCAGACUGCAAGGCCGUGACGGUCAUCUUCGCCCGCGGCACGACCGAGCCAGGCACGCUGGGCGCCAUCGUCGGGCCCGGCCUGAACACAGCGCUCGGCACGGCGCUGAACAACAACGCGGUGGUGACGGGCGUCGCGUACGCCGCGGACGCGGGCGGCAUCGCCACCGAGAUAUCCCCGCAGGGCGGCGCGGGCACCAAGGCCAUGGUCAAGGCGGUGACGGACGCGCUCGCGUCCUGCCCGGACACCCAGGUCGUGCUGUCCGGGUACUCGCAGGGCGCCAUGCUCGUGCACAACACCAUGAACAACCUGGACGCCGCGGCCGCGGGCAAGGUCAAGGCCGCCGUCACCUUUGGCGACCCGUUUGUCGGGCAGGCUGUCAAGGGUAUCCCCGACGGGGCGUUCAAGUCCUUCUGCGCGUCGGCCGACGCCGUCUGCGCGACUGGGGCGGGCACGUCGCCUUCUUCCGGGGGCACCACGAGUGCGAGUGCCACGGGCCACCUUGGCUAUGGGUCUGACACCACUGCUGCUGCGACUUUUAUCAAGGGCAAGGUCACCGCUUGA
Molecule: messenger RNA, 1026 nt
Organism: Diaporthe citri
Lineage: Eukaryota; Fungi; Ascomycota; Sordariomycetes; Diaporthales; Diaporthaceae
Exons: 1
Coding region: 1-1026 (341 amino acids)
Biological process (GO): carbohydrate catabolic process
Cellular component (GO): extracellular region
Molecular function (GO): cutinase activity
Source: RefSeq, a predicted model, not a curated record